AGGCGGUGUGCUUCGAAUCACCAGCGGUUGUUGCUUAGGGUUCCAGUGUUAGUGUUGGCGUGUGUUGCUAGGAUGUUGAGGGUUGGGAUGGGGAAUUUGAGCUAGAAUGCAAUGGGAGUAACUAGACACUCUCUAACCUCUACUGUGUUUGUGCAAUUAGAAUUGUUUGUGAUUGUCAGCCUGUAGGUAAAGUGUCAAUUACUCAUUCAGUUAGUUGACCGGCAUGAUAUAUUUUUUAACGGAGUUACUAUGGUGAGAUGAGUAGCAGGCGGCUAUCGAUCUAUCAUAUGUGAUGAAGGGUGAUGCAUCAUAUCUGAAUUUAGUGCAUACCACUUACGGGCUGGCAGAAUGUUCGUGUUGCAACCUAGGAUGUUGGUGAACACCCUUUCUUUCUUCAUUUGAUCAGCGUCGACUAAAUAGACUGGGACUGGAGCUCCAAGGUACCAAAUGCUGCCACUGGAAACUGAUCUCAACACUCUCCCCAUGAUUCCAAACCUCCCAGAGAAAAUCUUCCCAACGGAUGCAAAGAGUACUGAAGGAUUACGGCAUGGAAGCGAACUUUUCAACCAAAAAUUAUCUAGGAAGUGUGAGGCACUAGCUGUGUCAGGCCUAGCUGAAUAUGGUGAUGAAAUAGAUGUGAUUGCUCCAACUGAUAUUCUAAAGCAGAUCUUUAAAAUACCUUACUCCAAGGCACAGGUAUCUAUUGCUGUUAGCCGUAUUGGAGACACUCUCAUUCUAAACACAGGUCCUGAUGUUGAUGAAGGUGAGAAGAUAUUCAGAAGACAAAAUAACCAAUCUAAAGGAUCUGAUCCUUCAAUUUUAAAGAACUUCGCAAUGCACUCAGUGAGAGCAGAGGCCUGUGAUUGCCCACCGAGUCAUCAACCAUCACAGGACAAGCAAACAGCUUCCAUGUUGCAUGGACCUUUCGGUCAUAGAGAGGGUUCCUUUGAUUCACCCUCCACACCAAACUUUAGCACACCGCCUUAUCUGGAUCAGAAUAUCAGUAAAAGUAGAAAACAAUCACAUGGUACUUGCGAAAGCCUGUACUGGGGUGCAAGGGAACAUAAGCAAAAAGUUCCAGGAUCUGAUCCCAUUAGGAAAACCACUCGCGUUGGUGAAAACCCUGGCUGUGAUGUGCAAGAAUCUGAGAAGAGUAGGAGAGUGGGGAAUAAUGGAUUUCGGAAGGUUUGCUUUUGGCAAUUUCACAAUUUCCAUAUUCUCUUGGGCAGCGACUUGCUUAUAUUUAGUAAUGAGAAAUAUAUUGCAGUCAGCUUGCACCUAUGGGAUGUUUCGAGACAGGUUACUCCAUUGAACUGGCUUGAAGCUUGGCUUGACAAUGUAAUGGCAAGUGUGCCAGAAUUGGCCAUAUGUUAUCAUGAGAAUGGUGUUGUCCAAGGCUAUGAGCUAUUAAAAAACGAUGAUAUAUUUCUGCUUAAGGGUGUGUCCGAUGAUGGUACACCUGCAUUUCAUCCACAGGUUGUCCAGCAAAAUGGCCUGGCUGUCCUGAGGUUUCUUCAGAAUAACUGUAAGCAAGAUCCUGGUGCAUAUUGGCUUUACAAAGGUGCUGAAGAAGAUGUUGUGCAGUUAUAUGACCUCUCUAUAUUACCCAAGGAAUGUACAGCCGGCGAUCGUAUAUCUACAUGUGGUCCUAUGUCUUCUUUAAUGAAGAAAGGGAGAAGGGAGUCGUUGUUCUCUCUAGGCACACUCCUCUAUCGUGUUGCUCACAGGAUGUCUUUAUCAAAGGUGCCUAGUAAUAGAGCAAAAUGUGCAAAGUUCUUCAGAAAAUGUUUAGACUUCCUCAGCAAGCGGGAACACCUGGUUGUCCGGGCAUAUGCUCAUGAACAGUUUGCAAGGCUCAUCCUUAAAUGCUAUGAGGAGUUGGAAUUGACGACUGAAUCAUUUCUGCUCGAAUCUGAAGUUAUUCUUACUAACUUGGAUGAUGAAUCUCCAGAGUCAAUCCUCCAGAAUUUACCAUCAAAGCAAGAUGAUAUAUUGACAGAGAUCAGCAAGGAUGAGCCAGCAAACAUCGAUAGUAGUAUGUUGGAGUAUUCACAGUCACAAUCCUCUCGCAUGUCAAAGAGUUUAGUGGAACCAGGUCAUGUUAAUAGCGAUCCUUCAUCAUCAACUACAAAAGAAGGUGUUUCUGAGGAUAGCUUGCUAAUAUUCCAGGCUGGAACUUCUCAGAUAUCAAAAACAAUUGCUGAUGCAAUCUCCUCUAAGUUGGCAGCUAUCCAUCAUGUAUCACAAGCAAUCAAAUCUCUUAGAUGGAACCGGCAGCUCCAGAACACUCAAGACGAGUGUGUCGACAGUGCAGAUAUCAUUUGGGAGAGACCUGUUGACUUUUCUCUGUGUAGAUGUGGUGAUGUUGAUUGUAUUGAAGUUUGUGACAUUAGGGAGUGGCUACCUAAAUUGAAAAUGGACCAUAAAUUGUGGAAACUUGCUCUUUUGCUUGGGGAAUCUUACCUGGCACUUGGAGAAGCAUACAAAAAUGAUGGGCAGCUUCAUCGCACUCUUAAAGUUGUGGAAUUAGCCUGUAUGGUUUAUGGGUCUAUGCCUAAACAUCUUGAGGGUGAUGAGUUCAUCUCAUCCAUGUCCAAUAGUUCAUUGAGUCUUGAAGAUAGUGAUCUAAAGUCAAGUCUUGUAUUGGAUGAAGAAGAGUAUUUGAAGAAUGCAAAAUGCUUCAGUUAUGAAGUUUCUGCUCAACAGUUGCCUCCAAAUUAUUUAUUUUGGGCAAGUGCAUGGAUGCUUGUAGGCGAUGUCUAUGCAGAAUAUCACCGAUUGGGCAGCCAUCAAGCACCAAUGCUGCAAGAACAAAAGCCUGGUGGUGAACUUAGAAUGUCAAAUGAAGUUGCCAUGGAGGUCAAACGUCUUAAGAGAAAAUUAGGGAAAGAUAAACAGAAUUGUGGGACAUGCUCCUUGAUAAACUGUAGCUGCCAAAGUGACAGGGCAAAUAGUGGCAGUAGUGCAAGCAGCAGUAGACCUGAGGCCUCUACAUUAUCUGGAAAAAAGAAAAAUAGAAAAUCAUCUGUCAGGAGCUUGCGUGCACAGCCUACAGAAACCAAAGAGAACCCUAAUCCACAUGGAGCUGUGGAAGGCUCUGAAGAAACACAGAACAGUACGAAUGAUACUUGUGUUGGAAAAAACUCAGUAGCAAAUGCUGAGUUUGAUCAUGAUCACACCAUAGAAAGUCAGUCAAGCAAUGCUGAUGGGAUUGCUGAUAAGUCUGAUGAAGAUAUCUCCAGUGUGAGGGAGGGUGGUAUCUUUAAGUUCCUUGGAGGUCCUAAACCAGGAGAUAUUGAAUACAAUCUGUGCUCUGCUAUUCACUGCUAUGGUGCAGCUAAGGGAGCCAUGUUUGCACUUCCUGCACUCUCGGCUGAACUUUCCACCAUCCUUAAGAAAAGAGGCUGGGCAUUCAAUGAACUUGGCCGCAUUAGACUAGAGAGUAGGAAUCUGAGUGGUGCUGAGAUUGCUUUUGCUGAUGCUAUUAGAGCAUUUCAAGAGGUCUCUGAUCACACAAAUGUUAUAUUGAUCAACUGUAACUUGGGUCAUGGUAGAAGAGCUUUAGCAGAGAAAUUGGCGUCACGGGCAGAACAAUUUCAGAUGCAUGAUCUUCCUGAAGGCUCAUAUAUGCAAUCCAUGAAGUCCGCCAAGUCCGAAUAUUUUCAGGCAAUUAACUACUAUACAGCAGCUAAGAGGCAAUUGCGUUAUGCUGAGAAUGAAGUUGAUAAAGCACUGUACAACGAAGUUUACACCCAGUAUGCCCAUACCCACCUGAGGCUUGGAAUGCUUUUGGCAAGGGAAAGCUUCUUAACUGGCAGUUAUGAAGGUGGACUUGUUGACGAAUCAUCUAAUAGAACAGUUCUUGAGAUUUCAGCAAGUGAUGCUUUUCGGGAGGCUCUGUCUACCUAUGAAUCCCUUGGUGAACUUCGCAAACAGGAGGCUGCUUUUGGCCAUUUUCAGCUUGCUUGCUAUCAAAGAGAUUUGUGCUUGAAGUUCCUGGAUUUGGUUGGCAAGGAGGUCAAACAGAAGACAGAGGAUAAAUAUCGUCAGAAAGCUAAGUGGUAUGGUUCUCUAGCAGAGAAAAACUGGCAUAAGGCUUUAGAAUUCUAUGGUCCGAAGACGCACCCUACCAUGUUUCUGAAUAUCCUUAUGGCACAAUCUGGCCUUUCUAUGAACAUCUCUGGUUCGCUCCACUCUAGUGUGAUGCUUGAAGCCGCACUGAUGCACAUGCUGGAAGGCCGCCAUGUGGUUGAAGCGAAUGAGGAAUGCUCAAACGACAUGAACCUGGAUAUAAAGCCAAAGUUCUGGAGCCAGCUUCAGAGUCUGCUGAAGAACCUGUUGGCAGCAUCGCUGCCCGGCAGCACAGGCAGGCCAGCAGCUUCUGUCAGUCAGGGCAGCACAAGCGGCAGAGACGCUGCGAAGCUGAAAGAGAUGUAUCGUCUGACUCUAAAAUCUACCUCUCUGGGGCAGCUGCACGCGCUGCACAAGCAUUGGACCUAACACCUCUGGUUUCGCAAAUGGUAACAGUGCAUGCAUGACCUGCUACUUAGUCAGGAUCUUCUCUAAAGCUUCUGAUUAUCGUGUCCAUUUGUUCUCUGGGAUGUUGUGUAGACCAACUGGUUGUAAUGCUAAUUAUGUACCGGUACCGGUACUGCUAGCAAGCGAAUGAUCGCUUUGUAAAUGUAAAAACUUCUGGGGCACUCUCCAAAAAUCUACAGGUUGCUUUGUCAGAAUAAUCUGCUUAAACAGAGUGAUGUCAAACUUUGCCCGGAA
Brachypodium distachyon (stiff brome) is the source of this 4773-nucleotide messenger RNA. RefSeq lists its product as uncharacterized. The transcript has 9 exons. The coding region runs from base 448 to 4500 and encodes 1350 amino acids. Gene Ontology annotation, biological process: positive regulation of DNA-templated transcription. The record is from RefSeq and is a predicted model, not a curated record. Lineage: Eukaryota; Viridiplantae; Streptophyta; Magnoliopsida; Poales; Poaceae.